Molecule: messenger RNA, 2298 nt
Organism: Eriocheir sinensis (Chinese mitten crab)
Lineage: Eukaryota; Metazoa; Arthropoda; Malacostraca; Decapoda; Varunidae
Exons: 7
Coding region: 142-744 (200 amino acids)
Source: RefSeq, a predicted model, not a curated record
AAGAGGAAGAGCCUAUCAGUAGUUCCCUCGGGCGUCGGUGGCGGCGCUGCGGCGUGUAAACAGAGGUGACUCACUUGACGCCUUUGUCGCCACACCUGCUCCUCCCUGCGCUCCACCCCACACAGAGUGGAGAACAGCACUAUGAGAGACCAAGUGUACCAGCCAACCACCACCACGUUGGCCCAUGACCGUGGCAAGAACUGGGUACCCUCAUUUCUUGCUCAGAGCUCCUCAGGAAGCAUGUGGUCUCGAACACUGGUGCUCGUCAUCUCUGUCAUGUUUGCUGUGAUGGGGCUUGUAAUGAUCAUCGUGGGGGCCACCUCGUACCAGUCCCUGGAGGUGGGGUCUCUAAAGGAGGUGAACAGUACUGCCUAUAUCAUCAUCCUGUGCCUUGGGGUAUUAAUGGAGGUGGCGGCAAUUCUGGCCAUCAUAUUCUACAUGAGGAACAUGGGGUAUUAUGUUCCAUGUUGUCCGGGCAAGAUUGCUCUCAUCAGGAAACGCUUACAUGAGAACCAGAUGAUGGUUAAUGGGCAGUUGGUAAUGGCAGGGGAGCCAGUGUCAGCCCAGUACUGCCCCCCCACCCAGCCUGGUGUGGGCAACACUCCUCCACCACCUUACACGGAUGUGUCAGAGGAACAGAGACUCAUGGAGGAGAAGGUUGACCUUGGAGAGGACACAGAACGUAUUCUGGAGGAGGACCCCCGCAUUGUGCUGACUCCUCUCAAGCCCCAUGAGGAGUGCUAGACUCUCCCGUCCCCUCAGUGCCUAACACCACCCCCUCGCCUUGGGAUCAGCUGUUAAGGCAAGUGGGACCUGAACUUAAACAGAGGAUCUGGCCGAGUAAUGAUAUUAGCUUAAGAAAACAAAGGAAACUUAAGUUGGUGGGCAAAUGGAAUGAUUAUUGAUUGAUUUUCUUUUAUACUCUGUGUGUUUAUGUGCGUGUGUGCGUAUGUGAGUACAUGAGUGCAUGUGUGCAUGCAUACAUUUAUAUUUUCGUGUAUGCGUGGCACACCUUUUAUAUUCGCAGAAUUCUUUGCACAUGUUUCUGUGGAGUUGAAUUAUUUUCAAUUAGGCUGAUAAUUUUACCCUGAAAAUAAUUGAAUUGAAAAACUCAACCGUCGUAUUGGAAACAAAGCUUAUGAUGAUGAGUUUUAUGGAACUCUAGUUGCAUUAGCUAUUAAUGUAUGUGUCAGGGUAUAGGAAACAAGGAAGUAUAACAAAGAGAAGUGCAUAUGUAAUUGUGUGACUAUUUUUGAUCUUGAUUAAUUGCCAUUGCUUUAACAUAACAGGCUUCAAAAUGUUUAGAAGAUAAGUUUAUCUUUUGGCAAGACAGAAAAGCUUCAGUCAUUGGUUCAGUGUGUGAUUGAAGAAGGGAUUUCUCAUAGCACUGCACGUAACUUCAUAAGUGAGCAUUCAUUCCUGUUGAUGGAGAUUCCUAAUAUAAGUUUCAUUCCAUGCCAAGAGAUUCUACUAUUCACCCAAAAACUAUUUUGAGGCCUAAUUUCAUAACUAGUCUUUAAAUAAUUUUAGAUAUCUAAUAAUUAGAGUAGGGAGAGUAUUUCACCAUUUUGACUUCAUUGAUAUUAAGUUUGUGUCAUCAUUAGUAGAGGUAAUGAAUCCACUGUGUGUGUGUGGGUGUGAGUGGGUGGGUGGGUGAGAGAGAGAGAGUGUGUGUGUGUGUGUGUGUGUGUGUGAGAGAGAGUGUGUGUGUGUGUGUGCACAUUAUCAUGCCUGAAUGUAUGUCAGUGCCUAUUUUGUCGAAAGUUUACUGCCUGUCCUCCGUCCCUAAGUGAGUGUCCUUGCACAUGUACUUCAUCUUCAGGAAAGUAAGACGCUAAUUUCCCACCACAUUGUUCUCCCACACACUCAAGGCUGUCUCACUGAAAAACAUUCCACAAACUGACUUUAUACAGGUGUCAGUGCAGAAUGUUAAGUGUGCCUUAUUAGAGUGGCUGUAGGCCUCCUAGAGGUUCCAUGGAAGUACUGUGUGGCUCUGAAUAUUACUUUAUGGGUGCUGGAGGCAUAGCGUAGGUUGUGGCUAGGGUCUCUGCUGCAUGAAUUUUACACACACACACACACACACACACACACACACACACACACACACACACACACACACACACACACACACACACACACACACACACACACACACACAAACACACACACAAACAUUCUCUACAGGAUUAUCAUGCUUAUAGCCACACAUUUUAAACUCAUUCACUCAUUUUAAACGAGGCACCUAAAUUUGUAAGUUUUUGUCAUUGCACUGUUAUCAAUAAAGCUUAUUAUUAUUAC